This is a messenger RNA of Mercenaria mercenaria, 9775 nucleotides long. RefSeq lists its product as uncharacterized. Bases 180 to 2351 code for a protein of 723 amino acids. The record is from RefSeq and is a predicted model, not a curated record. Lineage: Eukaryota; Metazoa; Mollusca; Bivalvia; Venerida; Veneridae. The transcript has 8 exons.
CACAGGUAGACAAAUAUUUGAAAAUUGUGUCAAGUUUAUUACAGGAUUAACAGACAAAAGAUGUGACUUUUGAUGGAAUUUGUUUUGAUAUAUCUUGUCAAUAUUGUGAGAAAGGUUUCAGCAGUUGAAUGUGUAAAGACCACCCACCAUUCACCAGUGAGCCUACUAGAAGAUAGACAAUGUUGCCAGCCUACCAGAAGCUACCGCCGGCAAUAAUUGCCGCACGUGAAGAUGAGGCCCUUACACACGGGCAAGUUAUGUAUGGACUCAUCAAGCCUACCAAGGAUAUGAGUCAGAUUGAGUCCACUGCAGCAAUGGUCAAUGUUAUACCAAAGAAAAGAAUUUAUCGUAUGGAGAACCCAGAGGAAAUUGACCUGUUUAUGACAGAGAUGAUGAAGCGUCCACUCGUACUGCAGCCGUCCGCCUACAUUGGGCGAGGUCUUGCUGUAAUGAGAUGUACCUUAUAUACAAAAGAAGAACGCUGGGUAAUGAUGAUAAACCAAGCUCAUCCAAAGAUUUUCAGCAGAAUUAAGAUGGGUAUUGAAACAGCAAAGGCAAAAAUGGACAGAGGAGAACCAUUCAUUCUUGAGAUAUCUUUCAACGCCUACCUGAAGAGAGUGUAUCUGGACAGACUAACCAAGGCAGUGUUAGACAGCAGGUUUACAUUCAUAGACUUUGAGGAUGCUGAGAUUGUAAUACGUUACCCUGGAGACAGGUUUCAUAGGGGAAUACAAUGGGAAAUACAGUCAAAGAACAAGAUACGUUUUGAGUUUGAAGAUUUACUUCCGAGUGACAUUACAAGACGGACAGUAAUGUCAGCCCAGACGGAGAGGAAUAGUCCAGCAUUACGUGUCAUUAUGCCAGAUGAAUUAAAUAGCCUUUUACCAGGCUGGGAUUUCGAAAAUAUUGACCCUCUUGCUGGGGUAAUGUCCUCUGAUGAAGAAGAAGAGGAGGAGCAUGGGGCUGUAGGCGGAUACGAUCCACCUUCUUAUGAAGAGCAGGCUUUCAUCCCGCCAGCUGCUGAUGGUAAAGUAGUUGGUAGAGCAAGACGGAAGGCAAAUCAGGCUGCCGAGAAGGUUGUAGUUCCGGUUGAGUUACAUGUUCCGGAACGUAAUGGCCCACAGACUUUAUACCCGCCAUCUUCACCAAACAGGGAUAGAUCACUAUCUUCAAGUCAUGAUUAUGAGAAAUUGAACAGAAAAACAGGUGUUCCAGAAAACCCAUAUACAAAUAGAAUGGUGCAAAAUUCAGGUGCCCCUCGAUCCCCGCGUACGAGUCAUCCGUCAGAUUCACCUUAUGAGACUAUGAAUACGACUGGAAAGUAUGGUCAACAUCUUUCCCCCAAUGGACCUUCGUCUCCAAGAACACACACUCCUACUUCACCACGCACUCCUCAGACCCCAAGCACACCAACUACACCUAGAAUGCCUCCUUCAGAACAUUUACAGACACAAAGUCCAUCUGGGCAUCGGAGCCCUGUGACUCCCAGGUCGGCACCUAGUAAUGACAGAUACAACACAGAGUAUGUAAAUACCCGUCCUUCACAUCAAACUUACCUUACAGAUGAUGACGAUGGAGGGUUCUCACAGCACAGUCCAAAAUCUCCGCAGAUGCAUUCUGGCAACAUGUACGAUACAAACUUUAAUAGAAAUAAACCUGGCAUGGAUCGGUAUGACCAUCAAAUGACAAAUGGUCAAAAUUUCGACCCUAGAGACAGAUAUGCAAAUCAGCGUACAAAUUACCAAGGACCAAUCCCUAAUCACCGAGGACCAAGCCCUAAUCACCGUGGCCCAAGCACUGGUGCAAGGCCAGAUGAUUUAUAUAGAGACAGAAAUAGUCCUUCAUGGCGAGGGCCUCACCAGAGUUCCAAUAGGGAUGCACCUAUUCCGUUACCACGUGGUUUUCAUAGGCAUCAAGGUAGUGGUAGAUCGGACACUUCAGCAUCUGAUAGUGGAUUUGGUGAAAAUGAAAAUGGUGUUGAUUCUUCCAAUUAUAGAACAGAUAGAAAUGGUGGUGUUAAUAAUGAUAUGCAUUAUUCCGCAAAAACUCCGUACUAUAAUCGCGGUUUUGAAAAAGAUUCACCGGAACAGGAACAUGCAGUUGUAGACGAUAUUAUGGCCAAACAUAAAGCAAUGGCCGCUAAACUUCUGAAGCAGCAAGGUCAAAGUGUUCCUAAUUCCAGUCAACGGCAGGAGUAUUACAGUGAUUCAAACUAUAACAAAGAGUUGCAAAAAUGGCGGCAAAACAUAAAUGACCUUGAGCGAUCAUGUGACGACCCUGAUGUAGAAUUUUCAAGGUCAAGGUUACGCAUGAAUUCUAAUGGAGAGCCAGUGGAGGAAAGCUUUAUUUAAGGUGUUCAAAAGAAUUUUUAGUUGCAUUUAGUUCAAAUAAGGCAGCCGCAGGAUAUGAAUUUGAUCUACGAAUGAUGAAAUAAGGAAGAUCGGAUUUUAAGUGCUGCACAGAAUUAGCCACUUUGGAAUCAUUUAAUUUUAUUUUAGUAGCAUUUUGUUUUUUAGGUUAAAAUGGCUAUAUUGCAGAGACAUGAAUGUAUGGAUUCAAAUUCAAGUUAAAUAGAGUUUUAUUUGUUCUUUCGGAUUUAAAUCCAUGGAUUGAUGGAACUAUGAAAUUUAAUCCUCGAAGAAUGAUAUUGAUUCCACAGUUUAUUUCUUGAGGAAAAUAUUUUUAUGCCCCCUACUCCCUUUGAAGAGGAAGGCGUUUUGCUGAAUGUGGGUCUGUCUGUCCACUGGUUAGUUGUUUGGUCUGCAGAUUUACUGGUUUCCAAUCAAUAACUAGAGAAAGCUUUGUCUCACAAUGGUCAAACUUCAUGAAUUAUUACCUGUGGUCAGUAAAUGAACCCUAUUGUUAUGGUUAUAUGGAUCAGAGGUCAAGGUUACAGUAAGUUUGAGACUGAAAAUAGUUUCGGUCCAGUUACAAAAGAUCUCUGGUCUACAGUCAUCAAACUUCAUUACAUGAUUGCCUGUAGUCAGUAGAUGACUUUUUUACAGUUUUAUAGUGACAAGGUAGCACUGACCUUGAGACUGAAAAUGGUUUCUGCUGAAUAACUGAAGAAGGCUUUGGCCUACAGUUGUCAGAUUUAAUGGGAUGACUGCCUGUGGUCAGUAAGUUAAGUCUGUUGUUUUGGGGUCAAAAGGUUUCCACUCUUACUUAAUAGAAGGCUUUCGCCUACAGUUGUCAGACUUAUAGGGUGAUUGCCUGUGGUAAGUAGAUUUGGAGCUCAGUAGAUGAAAGGUCAAGGUCAUGCUAACUGAGACUUAAACAGUUUCUGUUUAAUACCAAAAGAACACCCAUAAUUGUUGAACUUCAUAGAAUUAUGGCCUGUGGUCAGUGGAUGAUCCUUUUGUUUUGACUCGAGAACUUAAAAAAUGCUUUUGUCUAUAAUCUACAAAUUUCAUAGGAUGAUUACCUGUGGUCAGUAAAUGGCCUGUAUAAUGCUGAGGGUUAGUAGGACAAAGGGCAAGGUCAUAAUGAUCUUGAGGCUGAAAAUGGGACAGGCCAUUGUGCGGGUAUAAUUGUUUUACAAACAGCUCUUGUAAAAGGGUCUUGUUCAUACAUGUCUCAGACAGUCAGGUAUUUAAUGAUACAUGUAAUAGAGUGAUGCAAACAUUGCAUGUUGAAUUGUUAAGAAAAACAAAAUUAGAUUUACACAGAAUUUUCUUAUAAUAGUUUAAAUUAUAACCUUACCAUCACAAGAUGUGUGGCAAAUAAUAGGAACAGUUAAUAUCUAUUUCACAUAUUGUAAAUCUGAAAAAUGACAAAAAAAGGGGACCAUUGCUUGGCAUACCAGAAAUAUAACCCAAUCUGUUUUUCAUAGGUUUAAGACAUACGAAAUAUAAAUCACACAAAAGUUGAAUGAUACAUUUUAAAACUGUGUUGUUUAGCUAUAAGGCAUAAAAUCUUGUGUAAUUAUUUACUUAAAAGUUAUCUAUUUUUCAAAACAAUUAUUUAAAAAAAUAUAUCUUUAAGGAUAUCAUGCAAAAACAUUGAUUUGCUUAAUUAAUGCUGCUUAUUAUUUUGAAGGAUAUUGUGAAAAAUGCAGAUUUGCAUAAUUUAUGCUAAGCACUGGAAGAGACUAGACAGUGGUUUGAUCACUCUACUUACUUGAUCUAUCUCUUAUGACUUACAAUGUAAUUUAGUUGAUUACAGUCAAACUUCGUUAACUGGAACUCGGAUAAUUCGUACACUACCCUUCUUUUGAACUUGUCAUCUGGUCACGGAAAAAACCCUGUAUAAUGAAUUUUGUUGGAUAUCUCAAACAACCGAUCACUGGAACAAAUUUUGCCAGUCCUGUCGAGUUUGAGUUAACAAAGUUGGACUGUAUAUGCAUAGAGACUAGUUCAGUAUUCUAUAACUUACAUAUCUUGACUUGUAAUCUAAGCUGAAGGAACAACAUAUUUUCCUGUUAUAUUCAAUACACUAAUGAAACACUGUAGAAACGAAUGUGUAUUCAUAUUUUUUGACUCUAGACCAAAGUAGAAUUUUUUUUAACAUUUUUUUUUUCAGUUUUAUAUACUAGUAUAUUUUGUUUUUAUUUUCUAUUUUAGUCAAUAAAACUAGUGCUUAAUGUCCAUACACACACAAAAUUGUUUUUUUUAUGUAUUUUAUGUUUCAUUCCAUUAUUUGUACAUAUCAAAAUUAUAUGUGUUAUAAAUGUGACGAAAUUAUUGGUUAGGGAGGAGUGUAUGCAUGUAAAUGGUAUAAAAAAUGAAGUUAGAAAAUACGCUUUUCAUUACUCCCGUAUUGUGAUUAUAAAUAAAAAAAAUAGGUUUUAAAAAUCAUUUAAUUUCAUGGAAAUACAAUUUUGUGGUUUUGGCAAAUAUGACUUAUUAGCAAAGACAUGCAUUGGUUACUUUCGAUUUCACACUUCGUAAGUAGGAGUUUUAUUUGAUCAUAGAGAUUUAGCUUUUCGAAUGGUUGCAACCAGGAAGUAAAAAAAUUAACAGCUCAUGAAUAUACUGAUUUUAAGGUUUAUAAUUUAAAAUUCUGGGAAAAAUAAAAGACUUCCUGCAGUCUGGUCAGGAUCCAUGCUGUUCGCUAAUGGUUUCUCUAAUUGCAUUAGGCUUUGAAAGCGAACAGCAUGGAUCCUGACCAGACUGCGCGGAUGCGCAGGCUGGUCUGGAUCCAUGCUGGUCGCAAAGCCACUAUGUUGGUUUUCUCAUGGCGCACCUCAUUUAUUGAUCUGUCUCUGAAUGCAGCCUUGCCAUUUAUUCAUUUCAUUAUUGUAUGCUGACAGAACCUUUCUGUGGAGUCCAGUUGAGCUUUUAUAGUUUAUUUAAAAUGGAAGUCAUGAUUUGCUGAUAUGGGUAUCUUAUAAAGAAUUUUAGUUGUUCUAGAUUUUGGAGUAUAGUGCAAGAAACAGAAGCAAAUUCAGGUUCGUUUAAGUGCCACCUGUAAAAUAGCCUACACAGGACCUCAAUUUAAUCAUGUCCGAAAGGUUGUUGGUAAUUUUUUUGUGUGAGCAUUAGGGGAUGGAACUUGUGACACAUGGGUCUGUGGUCUGAUGUCCAGUCAUAAGAUCACAGCGUUCAUUCUUUUGUCUGGGAAGGUAAUAUUGCCUUUUGUUCAUUCCAUUAUUGUAUCCAGAAAAAAACCUACAUCCAAUCAGAUGUUAGCCCCGGCUAGUAAAACUGAGUUUUUGAAACCGGUCUCAAAUCUCCAGCAUAUGAUUGGCUGCUUCAGAUCACAAUUUUCAAAUUGACCAAUGACAGAGUUGCAAUCCAAGACUGGUCUCCUAACUCUAGCUUUUCAGCCUUAAGCCUUGCCAUGUAAAACAAAGUAAAAGCAAAAUUUUCAGUCUAAAUCUUUAAAUAUGUGAACUGAGAUAUUAAUACAUAAUUUUUCUGUACAUAAUUGAUGUGCCAUAUGAGUUUAUAUUAUAUGAAUGAAAGUCUGUAAUAUUUAAUUUAUCCUUUCUUUUAUUACAGUUUUUAGGACAUUUAUAUCCUCUUACUGUUUUGUUAUGCUUUUUCUUGUCCUGUUUUUAGCUCACCUGUCACAUAGUGACAAGGUGAGCUUUUGUGAUCGCGCAGCGUCCGUCGUCCAUCGUUCGUCUGUGCAUGCGUAAACUUUUGCUUGUGACCACUCUAGAGGUCACAUUUUUCGUGGGAUCUUUAUGAAAGUUGGUGAGAAUGUUCAUCUUGAUGAUAUCUAGGUCAAGUACAAAACUGGGUCACGUGCCUUCAAAAACUAGGUCAUUAUGUCAAAUAAUAGAAAAACCUUGUGACCUCUCUAGAGACCAUAUUUUUCAAUGGAUCUUCAUGAAAAUUGGUCAGAAUUUUUAUCUUGAUGAUAUCUAGGUAAAGUUCAGAACUAGGUCACAUGAGCUCAAAAACUAGGUCACUAUGUCAAAUAAUAGAAAAAAAACAAUGUCAUACUCAGUUCAUGUGAGGACAGGUGAGCGAUUCAGGACCAUCAUGGUCCUCUUGUUUCUUUUUUCCUUCCUCUGUGUUAUAAGCGUCUUCUUUUCAUAUUUGACUAAGUGCAAUUGCCUGUGUCUUGUAGAUGCAUUAUGUUCAGAAUUGUUUUAUACAAUGUGUUAUAAGAUGAUAGGGUAGGUACACGAUACAUCUUUAAACAUUUGGUGAAAUAUAAGUGUGAUUCAACAUGUUCAAUUUGCUUAAGGGAGAUUUGGUGCAAAAGAAUUAUAGUUGGAGAAAUUGUGUACUGUAAUUGCUUCAGAAUACACAAGCCAACCAGCUAUCAAUGGUGGAUGGUGAUGCUAUAUUUAUUGUUUCUUUUUUUUCUGUCAUUACAUAACUUUCUUCAAUGGAAAGAGUCCUAGAGUUUUAUGCGUGAACUUCCCCACAUGUUUUGUUAAUGUACAUAUGUAUAUACAUUAUGUAACCAUUGUAUAUUAUCAUCAUUCCUAAAUCUGUGAUUAUUUUGUUAAUACAUCAUAUUAUAUACAUGUAUAUAACUAUCAUUUUGGUUGUGACAUAUACAUAUCAUAUAUGUAUUGUAGAUAGUUUAAAUAUAUAUUUUUGUAUUUUAAAAAUCAUAUUUUGGUUCCAUGAACUGCUUAAAUUGAUAUUAUAAUCUUUAAAAAGAGUGAAGAAUAAUCAAUGCAGAUAAAUUACAAUUAAAAUGGAAUGAGAGUGGCCAGUCAUUUUCUGAUUAUUUCAUAUGUCAUACAUUGGUCUCAUGUUUUAACUUUCUGUACAGUAAAAUUCUGACAUUUAAAAACUUGAUUUUGAAGGGGCAUGCAUUCCGUUCGAAUUUGUGUCUAAGUUUUUGAAACUUAAAAAGUACUCUCAUCUGUUAGUAAUAAUGGUCUGAUGAAUUCUGUGUAGUAUAUUUGUAAAAGCACAUGGAAUCUGUUAAAUAGUAGUUGAAUAGGUAGGAAGAAUACAUAUGAGCCGCGCCAUGAGAAAACCAACAUAGUGGCUUUGUGACCAGCAUGGAUCCAGACCAGCCUGCGCAGUCUGGUCAGGAUACAUGCUGUUCACUAACAGUUUCUCCAAUUGCAGUAGGCUUUAAAAGCGAACAGCAUGGAUCCUGACCAGACUGCGCGGAUGCGCAGGCUGGUCUGGAUCCAUGCUGGUCGCAAACCCACUAUGUUGGUUUUCCCAUGGCACGGCUCAUAUAAUAGUGUUAGUUACACAAUAAAAGUUUCUACGUAAAAUAGGAAGAUUUUAGUUGUAAAUUAAUACUGUUCAAGCGAUUAAUAAAAAAACCUGUUUAUUUGUGUUUUAUCAUACUUGAUAGAAGUUUUUUCCUUUGUUUUUUUUUAAAUUGAUUUUUUGAGGUACAAAAGGAGGUAUGCCCCUUUAAUAUUAAUGUUUAUGUACCGUUCAGUUAAGAAACAAAAGUUUGAUUAUCAAAUUAACAUGGUAAUAUUGAACCUACUGUUUGAACCUACUGUCAGUAACAAGGUAUUUUCCUGAUUUCUUUUAAAACACAUCAUUUUUAAAGAAACCCAGAGAGUGGUAAUAGCUGAAACUUUUUAAAAAUAUCUUGGUUAAUAGUUGUGAAUUUAUCAUAGAAAAAAAAGAAGAUUUUAAUGAUGCAGGCAGUGUAUCUAAAAUACAAACUUAAGGUACAAACAAUUUAUUUUAGAUAUAUGUGUAGUUAACUGCAUCAAUGUAUGUAGACUGAAAAAAAUAUUACAAUAUCAUUUUCUGUUAAAAAGUUGUUUGAGCUGAAAAAAAUGAUCACAGGUAAAACAUUUGGAAAAAAAGGAGAUAACUCCGCUAAGACUUUAUGAUUGGCAUAUGUGGCUAUUGAUCUAAAACCUCAUGAAAAUUGUGCACUUUUUACCUCUGUGCAGGGAAAAAGCAUGCGUAAUUGCCACACAGAUUAGCAAUCUGAAUAGAAAACUAUGUAAAGAUCAUAUAAAUUAAUGCCCUGGGGAAAGUGUGACAUUUUCUAUGGUGAAAUUUGUCAGCAAACAGACGAUUUUUUAUGCCCCCGGCAUCUAGUGAUUGUCCUGUCCAUCCGUCUGUUUGUUCGUCCGUCCGUAUGAGGUUAACCAAAUGGAACCGUUUCGUCUAGCAUCAAUACCGCUUACAAGAAUGAAUUGAUACUAAUACAGAUGUAACCUGUGACCAUUCCUAAUCUUCAAACAUCACCUGACCUCAGUUUGACCUUGACCUUGUUUUGGACUUAGGUUGCUUUGUAUCGACAAGGAUGCCACCAGGGGCAUCAAGCGUUUAUUGAACGCAGCUCCUUGUUUUAAAAAGUCAAACCCCACAGAAUUUCACAAGGUAAAAUAUCUUAAAAAGGCUACUGCUGGAAAGAGAACAAUCUCUACUACCCAUAUAUAUGCAUCAAAGUAUGGGAAAAAAAUAUAUAGAAAUAUGAGAAAAUCUAAGAAAUCAAUUUCUGGACUGUUCGAUGCAGGACUGUCUUAUCACAGAUAGCAUUUUAACGUAGAUAUGUUACUUUUUCUAUGCACUGAUAUAACAUGGACAGGAUUAGGAUUAACAAACGGUGUUCACUCAACAAUUUCACUAUAUAAACAGAUUGUUUAUCCCUUGUGUAAAGAUGGCGUAGGGUAAGUCUCUAAAUGAUGUAUUUUUCAUUGUAAAUUUCAGCCAUUUUGGAAAUUCAGAAAGUUUUAAAAUUUCAGUGUUAACGUUUUUUUUGUCUUCCAGGAUAUCUUGGCAUAAAAGCAGCAUUUUUUGUUAGCCCGAAGAAUAGGGGAGCUAUACUACUCGCCCCGGCGUCGGCGUUAGUGUUAGCGUGAGCGUCACACAAAUGUUAAAGUUUGCAUACCACCCCAAAUAUUUUCAAAGUCCAUUGAGAUAUUGCUUUGAUAUUUUGCUUUCUUGUUUACCAUCAUGACCCCAAUCUGUAAAAAGGAGGAGGCAACUCUAUGAAGCAUUUUGACUGAAUUAUGGCCCCUUUUCAACUUAGAAUAUGCUUAUUGUAAUGUUAAAGUUUUACUCAUAGCUUAUAUUAUUAUACUAUCAAGCACUGAGAAUAGUCAAGAGCACUGUCAACUGACAGCUCUUGUUUGAUUAUUUUUUGUCAUGGAUUGUAACAGAAAAAAUUAUUUAGCCAUCCUUGCAUUUCUUUAGAAUGAUAUACAAUGUAUAAUGCAUAUAGUAUUGCCUUAUAUUUAAAGAGUAAUAGUGGAAACACUGUGUUACAGAAAGGGGAAAUCAAACAGUAGAUUUGAUGUCAGUUCAUGUAGUUACAUGAUUUUCACAGAAAACAUGGUAUUUGUAGUAACAUAACUUUCACAGAAAGCAUGAUAUUGGAAUAAUCAGUUUGUUCAGGAAAGGAUUUAAUAAAUCAAUAAUAUAUCUACCAGAAA